Messenger RNA from Phyllopteryx taeniolatus (common seadragon), 7011 nucleotides. RefSeq names its product ninein (GSK3B interacting protein) (gene nin). The transcript is spliced from 26 exons. Gene Ontology annotation, biological process: centrosome-templated microtubule nucleation; centrosome localization; microtubule anchoring at centrosome. Lineage: Eukaryota; Metazoa; Chordata; Actinopteri; Syngnathiformes; Syngnathidae. Gene Ontology annotation, cellular component: centriole; centrosome; mitotic spindle pole. Gene Ontology annotation, molecular function: calcium ion binding. The record is from RefSeq and is a predicted model, not a curated record. Bases 669 to 4862 code for a protein of 1397 amino acids.
UGUUUGUAUACAAGCUGUUGAUUGUCAUCACAGGCUCUUUUUUUCACCUGUCACCUGGUCUUUUAAAAUAUUUUGGGGGGGAUUGAUUAUUAUUAUUUUCUUUACAGAUUUUCUUUAAGCGCCUCAUGCAUCUCACUUUUUAACAUUCGUAACCUUCUGCAAGAGUAAAAAGAAGCUAACAACUGCUGUUAGUAAAACACUACUCUCUCGCACAACGUCAUCCAUGAUGGCAAUGGUAAUGAUUCUGCCUGUGCUGUGUGUUUCCUGGCGGGAAUUUAGCUUGCUAGAUUUUUUGGGAAAAAUAAUCUAGAGGGGUCAGAAAAGUCGCUAAAAAUAGCAACGAAGUCGCUAGAUUGGAAACACUGACUGUGCUUUUGUGAACUCGCUCCACUCUGUUCGCAGCCAUGUUUUUGAUGUAAGCAGAGCACAUCAGAGGGGAUGUGCUUUGAACGAUGGAAGCGACAAAAAAAAUCAUCCUCCUGACAAAUAAACUCAUAUGAAAACUGAUUAAUCACCCAGCCCUAGUUCAGAGUCAUUGUCAGUGUGAGACCUUUGACCAAGCGUCUCAAUUAGCCUGAGUGGCUAAUCAGUUGUAAUUGGAUUAGCCAAAGCCUGCACUGCUAACGAGGCUGAAGCAGUGUGUGUGUGGCACUCUGGAACAAAGAUCGAUGUUUCCGCACUCUUUAGGCAGGCUGCUGUCCCGUGGGAUGGAUGACGUCCUGGAGCAGGACCAGUAUGAGGAGCGCCUGAAGGAAGUUUUCGAUGGCUUUGACGCCAGCGGCUGCGGCUCACUGUGCUCGGAGGAGCUGGCCGACCUCUGCCUGUCGCUGCACCUGGAGGAUACCGCACCAGCCCUCCUGGACGCGCUGCUGCAGGUGCGGGACAGCCUCACUGAAAGGGUCAACUUUGACCAGUUUAAGGAUGCACUGAUUCUGGUGUUGUCAUCCGGCAUCAAGGGAGCCCAAGUGCAACAGGAAGUACCAUCUAGACCAGAGUCCCCCGACAUACAGCCUAAGUUUGUGAAGGGCAGCAAACGUUAUGGCCGCCGCUCCAAGCCGGAAUUGGUCAACACCUUUUCAGACUUUUGCGAAGACGCGCACAACCAAGACGAAGACACGCCAGGCAACGAGGACACCAAGGACAACUAUGACUCAGCUAUUCCAAGGAAGCGUGAGCGCUGGAAUGCAGAUGAAAUGAGCACAGAGGAGUAUGAAGCAGAAGGCCAGAUGCAUCUGUGGAACCCUGACGAGCCGAGCACGCCUCGAGGAUGUGUCGUGGGUCCGUUGAAGGAGAGGCUCCAGGAAGCCUGCGAGGAGUUGGCCAUAUCGUGGCACGGAUGCGCUGGCCACAUGGAACUGAUCGCUCUGUGCGAUUAUCUGGGCUUGGAGAUAAGUGCAGAUGUACUCCAUGGUUUAAACGGCGAUGGAUGGAUCAACGUUCAAGAGUUUGUCUCCAUGGUUUUAAAGUACAACAAGCCUGCCACCCCGUCUGCCUCCACUCCUUACAGGCAGCUGAAAAGACACCACUCCACUCAGCCCUUUGAUGAGGUCGGCCGCCGGAUCGCCACCCAUUCCACCCUGACGAGCAGCAUCGGCACUCGUCUCUUCUCCAACCUGGACGACGGCACCGGCUUCACUCCGGUCGAGUGUAUCAUGGACGCCUGGAUGGAAGAAGGCAUAGAAAACGGCAUUGAAAUUCUGCAGGCGUUGAACUUCGGUCUUGACGGCAAGCUGAGUCUGUCCGAUCUGACCUUCGCGCUGGAAAAUGAACUCCUGGCCACCAAGAACGGCAUCCACCAGGCGGCACUGGCCAGUUUCAAAACAGAAAUCAGACAUCUCCUAGAGCGCAUCGACGGCGAACUGAGGGAGAAGGAGAAAAUUCGUUCGGACCUGGACAAGGCAGAGAGGCUUAAAACCCAGCUGGCCACCGAAGUGGACGAGCAUCACUCGUCGAUCGAGCACAAAAACAAUCUUAACCUCAGGAAGCUAGAGGAGGAACACCGAGAGAAGCUGGCAGCGGUGCGGUCGGAGCUGAUGAAGGAGAUGGACCUGAUCCGCCAGCAGGCGGCGCAGCAACGUGAGGCGCUGGAGGCUGAGGUGGACAAGAUCAAGGAGGAUGAGUCCUUUCUCAGGGACCACCUCUCCAUCUCGGUUAAGGAAAACAGACGUCUGGAGAUGGACUUGCUGGACUGCAGUGAAAAACUGAUGGAAGCCCAAAGCCAAGUGACACAACUGCAGGCCAGUUUGGACAACAUCAUGAAAGAGAAGUUCGGUGACUUGGACCCUGGCAGUGCUGACUUCCUCCUGCAGGAGGAGCGCAUUAAGCAGCUGCGACUGGGCUACGAAGCCCAGUGCAGGGAGUUGCAGGAUCGCGUGGACGAACUGGAGUCCGAGCUGCAGGACUUUCACAGCGUGGGCCAACCUCAGAAGCCCUGCCCGCCGCCUCUCUCAGAGGAGCUGGAGAGCAAAAGCCCUGGCGUGGAGUCUGACCCAGGCAUCGGCUCGGAGGAAGUCCAUCCCUUCAUCAGUUUGAGCCUGGAGGCGGAAAUGAUGCUGGAGAAGCAAAAGCAGCAGCAUCUCUGCCAAAUGGAUGACUUGAGGAACCAGCUGGAGAGCAAAAUCAAUGAAUUCAACUCUGCGGUUCAACGUCACGACGACCAGAAGAAUGAACUGGCCCUCCAACACCUGCAGGUGGUCCAGGCUUCGAGGGAGGAGCUGGCUAGCGUUAGCUCACGGGAACGGGAGCUCCAGAGCCAGCUUGAGCAAGCGGAGCUGGAGCGGUCGCGCCUGGAGGAGGAGACGAGAGAGGAGGCGAGUACCUUGAAGCAGCAGCUCCUCGAGGCGGGUAGCGUUGCUAUGGAACUGGAGGAGCAGCUGAGGAACCUGCAGGAGUUAAAGCCCGACCUUCUUGCUGAGAUGGAGGAGCUACGUAACCAACACGCCAGUGCGAUAAAGACUGUGGAGAAAAAGAACACGGAGCUGUUGAAAGCCAGACUACAGGAGUUGGAGAAGAAACACCAAGAAGAGAAGGUCAAGUUGGAGAAGAGCUGGUUGGAUUGUUUCGAAAGGGAGAAGGAAUUGCUGAGGCAAAGCCAUGAGCAGGAGCUGACAGCCAGACUCGAGGAGGUGAGGUCCUGCUUGGAGGUGGAGCACGAGCGAACUGUGAAAAAGUUGACAGAGGAGUGGCAGGAGCAGCGAGCUCGGCUGGACGAGCAGAACAACGAGUCCCUGCAGGCGCUGCUAGAGGAGGCAAUGUUGAGGCUGUUCAAGGAGCAGGAGGAGAAGGAGGGCCAGCUCCGGGAGCAGCGGGAGAGCGAGCGACUGCGUCUUCAAGAGCAGCACAAGCUGCGGGAGGCCAAGCUCAAGCAGGAGUGGAAGCAGGAGCGGUUGCAGUUAGAGGAGGACUACGAGAGCAUGCUCCAGGAGAGACUGGAUGAGGAACGGGAGAAGCAUGAGGCCGAGAAUGAGGAGCUGGAGAAGAGGCUGGAAGGGCUGAUGAACCUGCGGGACGAGAGCCUGCGGGAGAUGACUGUUAAACACGCCGAGGAGAGGAACGCGCUCAGUGGCAUGCUGGAUAAGCUACGAGGCGAUAUUGCUCAGGAGAGACAUAAAGUGGAGCAGCUCAACCAGGAGAAGGUUGCCACCGAACAAGCAGCAGAGAAUUUCCACCAACAGAUGUCUGAUCUUCACUCGCAAAGCCAGCAACUCCAGGACGAGAACGGAAUGCUAGCGGACAAGAACGCCCGGAGCCUGGCUGACGUAGAGGAGCUCAAGCGGCAGCUGGCCGAGCUGAUAAAAGACAACGAAAGGAAGGAGGUGUUCACCGGCGAGGAGAAGAAAGAGCUUCUAGCUUGUGUGUGCUCGCUGGAGGCCGAGUUGACCAAAGCUCUGAAGGACACAGCCAAGCUGGAGGACAGGAACGCCCAGCUGGUCCAGCAGGUGUCUGGCCUUGAGGAGAAGUUGAUGCAGGCGGACUCGAUGGAGAAUCAUCUCUGUCACCUGACAGAGGAGCGAAAGGAUGCGGCCAAAGAGACGCGGGGUCUUCGCAAGCAGCUGGCUCAAUCCCAGCAGAAGGUGAAGAAUAUGGAUGACACCCUCCAUGCCUUCAGUCAUCAGCGAGCUUGUCUAAGGUCGGAUCUCCGCAGCACGCAGCAGGACAGAGAUUCCCUCCGCCAGGAAGUUGCGGUGCUGCACAAGCAGCUGCAGAACGUCACCGAUAAGAACCACGUUUUGGAGCUGGCCUUGCACAAGUCCGCCGUCCAAAGUCCCAGCAGGAAGCUCCAGAGAGACGACACCCUGCAGCCGAAGGAACAAGACGACAAGGUCAGCAUCCUGUCCCUGAAGCAGCUGCAGCAGCACAGACAGAGCCAGGCGGUGCUGCUCAAAACCUUGGAGCAGGAGAAUGCCUCCCUCAAGCAAGAAGUGUACGACCAGAAGCUGGUCAUCAAGAACCUCGCUGCUCAGGAAGGACACGCACAGAUGGCCAAACUGCAGGAGGAAAAUGAGGCGCUCAAGGCUCAAAUAGCUCGACUCACUGCGCAACUGUUUGAGUCAUUCCAGGCUCACUUCAUCGGACUCCUGCCGGUGUCGCCCCACAGGACGGCAAGGGGACAUCGGUCUGACUCCGACAAUGCGCAAGAUGACCAGGACCCCCGGAUGGAGCGCAUGGAAGCACGAAUGGAGGAAAUCGAGACCUCGCUGCAUAACGUCAAGCUGCACCUCAGGGAGAAGGUGGCUCAGCUCAAAGACCAGGGGCACAAGAACAGCCGUGUGUGCACGCUGAUCCGAGACCUGUACGUGGAGAGCGGUCAGCUGCUGAAGGCUCUGGAGGCAGCCGGGCGGCGACGCAGAACGGCUGAGUAGACCAAGCAGUCGGCCGAGGGCGACACCUUGACGCCACACGCGAGAGUAUGUAGUCCCAGACCCCCGUCUGGCCUCUCAUCGUCUUACAACUUUAAAUGUUACAUAAUGUGCACAUGAUUGUUUUUUUAAAAGAGCCUGAAUGUCAGUAUUACAGUAAAGAAGCAGUAUUUAUUUAUUUUUUACAUUAUUACAUUGAAUGUAUUGCGGUUGUGUACAUCGUACCUCCUUCUCCACAAGGUGGUGCAAAAAUUGUAUUCAUUUUUUUACUUGAAGAGCCUGCGUUCACAAUUGUAUGUGUAUGAUUAUCAUGACAAAGGAUUACAAUGAUAUUGUGAAGGAAUGUUAAGGCCACACCAGUUGACAAUUUACUUGUUCGUAAAACUUACAGUAACAAGAUCCCCAACGUUUUAACGUUGACUUUUUUCGCAUUAAAUGACUUCUGCAAUAUGAGCUGUCAGAUUAUGGCUUUAUUCUUGUAAUAUUUUGACAAUUCACGUUAACCUUGUUCACAUUUUUCUUUAUUCUCUGAAUAUUUUGACUUCAUUCUCCUGAUUUUGUAAUUGUACUUUUAAAAAAAAAUAAUUUAUUCGUGUAAUUCCUUGGCCACACUCAGAGCUCAAAACCCUCAUCUCAAAUCAUCUUUCCCCAUUGAAAUUAAUGGAAAUGCCAUGGAUCCAUUCCCGCCUCUCAAAAAACAACUAAAGUUUGAUUAUAAAUGAGGGAAAAAUAACACUCUAUAAUUAUUUGUUGUUUAUAAAAAAAAAACACUAAUUAAACAAAUAAAUGUAAAUAAUUAAACAUCCCUUUUUUUUUCUUUUUUUGCUGCUCCUUCCGGUGUGUGCAAUCCUUGCCACUUGGAGACAGAAAACAUAACGUAAUGGCAUAAUUAUCCAGCCAUCCAUUUUCUGAACCGCUCAUCCUCACUCAGGUCAUGGGCGUGCUGGAUCCUCUCUCCCAGCUGACUCUGGGCGAGAGGCGGGGUACACACUGAACUGGUUGCCAGCCAUUGUAAUGGGUGUCUCUUAUUCGUGGGUGUCCACUGUAUGUCCAUUGUUAUUCCAGGCAAUCUUUUUACGAUAAUUCUCUGGAAAAAGAGUCACGUAAAGAAAGAUAACGCGGCACUUUUUAGUCUAACUGGACAGCCACCAAAGUAUGUACUGUUUGAAUUCUGAUUCUGAGUGUUUCUCCUAAGAGAUGCAAAUUCCAGGUCCAAACAAGUGUUCUGUGUACGACUUCCCUUGUGAGGAGGUUUUCAGUGCCGUAUGAAUUUGUUCUGUUGUUCUGUACAAUGCAUGAAUACCAAAACACAAAGCUGUCUGUUGGCAGUAUGUUCCUGCUAGUUGAACAAUCGUGACUUUAUUAUAUACAGUGUAUAUUUUGUUUUUAAAUGUAAGCUAACACUACCUGUUGCACUCUAAAUGAGUGGUUCUCAUCUGUUGUCACUCUGGGACCCGCAUUUUCCUAUUGUUACAAAGUUACGACCCACUUUCAUAGAAGUUAAGAACAAUUAAAAAAUAAUAAUAAUUUGGUUUAAAAAAUAGCCUCUGAAAUCAUAUACCGAAUGUUGUAUUUUUAAAUGCUAUUUCAAAUGGGUUUGCUGUACUGCCAAAAGCAUAUUGGUUGCCAUGACGCCCACCAGCCAAAGGCUGAGUUACACUAUAUUUGUUUACAGCGUAAACUAGUGGAUAGAGAAUAAGAGCGUAAUAUUUCUUGUCACUUUCCUACCUUGUUCCGUCCGGGAACUUAGUACGCCUCUGACUGUACUGUACAGAAAAAAAUAGGAAUGUAAGUUUUUAAUGAGCUGUUUGCGACCCACCCAAAAUGGAUGCGUGACUCACUUUUGGGUCCCGACCUACCAGUUGAGAAUCACUGCUCUAAAUGUCAUGGGACAGCACUGUACUUUAAUGAAUAAAGACAGUAUAAUGUUUAUAGGUGGAAGUGCAUAAGUGGAUGGAUGUAUUGUGAAUGAAGGAUUUGAACAGAGUUGUUGUUUCUGCCCACAGAAAAGUCCACUUUUUUUUUUCUCCCCCAUUGUUUUUUUUUUGGUAUGGGUUUCCCCCAAAAUGUAUGUUUUCAUCUAUUUUUUGUUUUAAUAUUAUCUCUAUGGUGCCUCAGAAGAUGUGAAAUUUGAAUUAAAACCAUCCACGUA